AUGACAGUGUUUAACACUCGAUCGGCAACAACAACAACAACACUGUCAGCAUCAACGACAACUACAACUCCGGGAUCUAUGAGCGAAGGGAGCAGUAACUGUGGAAGCACAGAACCUCAACUAUCCAAUGCACAUACAGCUGCAGGCGAAGUAGCCCCAACCAAUAUCUUGGAAAACAAUGUUGUAUUCCCUGUGGGCAGUGUGUUGGAGUGUCGAAAUGUGCUGAAUUCCACGACUGUUGGCCAGGUGAUCUGCUCGGACCAACCAACGCGACUUCUCGUCCUAAGAGAUACUUCAGGACCAGGUGGAGUACCAUUGGUACGUAUUGUCAAUUUGGCACUUGUUGCACAGGUAACAUGUCUGAAAGAUAAAGGAAGUGAACAAUCAUCACCUUGGCCAAAUUUGCAAAUAUCCACAAAACAAGUGCAAGAACGGAUGAGCCGUGCAAUAGCACGAAAGAAAGCGUCCGUAAUGCAAACUCAUGUAUCGGUUGAGGGACAGCGAGCUUUUAUUCACCUAAGGAAAACAUUGGAACAUAGGGUAGAAUGGUCCGGUAAUAAUAUCAAAGUACUUAAUCGUGUGUUAGUCCAACCGCCAUAUACAGCUGAUUCCAUUGAACCCAUUGGUGACAUCAAUGAUACGGCAGUCGCUUCAGCGAAAGAACAUGUUCGGAAAAUCUUAACGAAAUAUCGCAGUACUCAACAAAUAAAUACUCCUAGCGAUGAUGCACCUGCGGAUCCUACACCGUCACAGUAA
Molecule: messenger RNA, 756 nt
Organism: Cercopithifilaria johnstoni
Lineage: Eukaryota; Metazoa; Nematoda; Chromadorea; Rhabditida; Onchocercidae
Source: the annotation of a GenBank genome assembly